AUGAGUGGCUCCAAGCUGAAGUGUGGACAGUACACUCUUUGGUGCAAGAGAUACUCUGCUUUCGAGGGCCGCAAGGAUCAGCGGUGGAAAGGACGCGUGUGCGGCUGCAGGCGGUGUGGCAACACGAAAGUAUGGAAGCCAGCGGCUCGCCUGGCGGAACACAAUGCCUCCCAUGCAACGACCCUCGAGGCUGAAGGUAGGAUGAUUCAGCCUCUGUUGACCAAGGCCAUUCCUGGUUGGAAGGCUAAGAUAGAUGCUAAGCAGAAGGAAAGGGAGCUGGAGCAGGAUGCUAAAAUGGUCUCUUAUUUUGAUGCUGUUAACUUCGCCGCGACCGAGCAUAUCGCGAUGCGAAAAGUGCAACCUAUGAUGGAUUUGCUCAGUCGGCAUGAUGUCCCUACCCCAGUGGGAUGA
This is a messenger RNA of Perkinsus marinus ATCC 50983, 411 nucleotides long. RefSeq lists its product as hypothetical. The transcript has a single exon. Lineage: Eukaryota; Perkinsozoa; Perkinsida; Perkinsidae. The record is from RefSeq and is a predicted model, not a curated record. Bases 1 to 411 code for a protein of 136 amino acids.